Molecule: messenger RNA, 1470 nt
Organism: Myotis brandtii (Brandt's bat)
Lineage: Eukaryota; Metazoa; Chordata; Mammalia; Chiroptera; Vespertilionidae
Gene: GGT5
Product: gamma-glutamyltransferase 5
Exons: 10
Coding region: 1-1470 (489 amino acids)
Source: RefSeq, a predicted model, not a curated record
AUGCUGGCCACCUGGGCGGUGACCACAGGCCUGAAGAGCCGGCACCACCACACCGAGGAGGUGUCCACCUACAUCGCUGUGGUGCAGUCAAUCAUCUGGGAGUCCAUCUGGGCGUUGUCUGGUCCAUCCAACCACACAGCUGUCUGUGCAUCUGACGCCCCCUGCGGCCCCCAGGCCUUUGCCCACGCUGCGGUCGCCGCCGACUCCAAGGUCUGCUCAGACAUUGGACGGUGGCAGGUGGAGGUCAUCAAUGCCAGGGAGACGGUGCCCGCCCGCCAUGACCCGGGGCUGCUGGACCAGUGUGAGCAGGCGCUACCUCUGGGCACAGGGCUCCUGCCUCUGCCACUGCCCUCUGGUCGCCCCCUUGCCCGCCUGCCCCCCACUGAGCAGGUCCUCCCAGGAGCAGCGAGGACAGGCCCCGGUGGACACAGGCCUGACAGGGUGAUGAGCGAGGGGAGAGGGGCAGCACCCCCCAACCCUAGGGAGUCUGUCCCCUCGGUGGCCACCCAGGCCCGGGGACCCCGGACCAGGACCGCUUCCCUGUGGGGUCCCCAGGACCCUGAGCAGCCCCUGCAGGGGUGUGGCUGCGGCCGGGACCUGGGUCCACCUGAGGCAGCCCCCCGCCACCCCAGGCAGCUCUUCUUCAACGGGACGGAGCCCCUGGGGCCCGAGGACCCGUUCCCCUGGCCCGCGCUGGCGGCCACGCUGGAGACGGUGGCCAGGGAGGGCGCCGAGGCCUUCUACUCGGGGCAGCUGGGCCGGACGCUGCUGGAGGACAUCGCCCGGGAAGGCAGCCAGCUGACCAUGCAGGACCUGGCCUCCUUCCAGCCCGAGGUGGUGGCCGCCCUGGCCAUGCCCCUGGGGGACUACACCCUGUACUCCCCCCCACCGCCUGCAGGGGGCGCAAUUCUCAGCCUCAUCCUCAACGUGCUCAAAGGGUUCAACUUCUCUGCGGAGUCGGUGGCUGGGGCUGAGGGGAGCGUGACCUUGUACCAUCACCUUGUGGAAACGUUCAAGUUUGCCGGGGGGCUGCGGUGGCGGCUGUGGGACCCGCAGCGGGAGCGGCCCCCCUCGUCCAUGGUCCCCUCCAUCUUGGUCAACACGGCCCAGGGGUCAAAGCUGGUGAUCGGCCUGGGGGACCCCACCUCUCCCAGCCAUGGUGGCGCUGGCUCGGAAGCCAGGCUGCCAGUGACACCCACGGGGCCUUCAGUUCCAGGGGAGCGGCCCCCCUCGUCCAUGGUCCCCUCCAUCUUGGUCAACACGGCCCAGGGGUCAAAGCUGGUGAUCGGCGGGGCGGGCGGGGAGCUCAUCAUCUCCGCUGUGGUCCAGGUGAGCCCGGGGCUCCCCGCUGGGACGUGCAUCCUCCAGUUCAAGGUGAAAGAGGAGCCGCCCCGCCAGCCGCAUUCGGGGAGGGAGGGGACCCUCAGGAAGCAGACGCACGGGUUCCCACCGUCCUUUGCACCAGCAUAG